UUUGUCAAUCGGAACAGAACAGAACGAAGCGUAGCAGCGAGCCGGUAACAGUUCUAUUGUGAGAUCAGUGCAUAAAUAUUAAUAAUAAUAAUAAGCAAAGAAAGCAAAUAUUGUAUCUGUGAACCCAAGACAAUAUUUGUUCAACAAUAUUUAAAACCACAAAACAUUCAAAGGGUCCAGAAAAGUCACAAACAAUGAAGCUUCUAGCAAAUCUGAUGCUGAUCGCGCUAGUGGCGAGCGGAGCUCUUGCCCUGCCAGCGCGUAAUCCGCAGGAUGACGCCGAGGUGAUUUCGGUGCCGCGGCGCAGCGAGUCGGCUGAUCCGGUUUUCCGUGACUUUCAGGGCGUCAUUGAUACCGGAGUUGGAUAUCCCUUCCUGCAGCCAAAUCCCCCGCCUUUCGCGCAUAAUCUGGGCUUCUUCGAUUCAUUUGAAGAUAUUCUGCGUCGCUUCCGCGCUCGUCUCUGGCCCGUGGUCCCCUCUGAAGGCGGCAGCGAUGACUCGAACGACAGCUCCGAGUCCGGGCUGGGCUCUGCCUUCGGGUUUGGCCUGCGUCCUCUGAUUCCGCUGAAGCCGCUGGACCCCAAGAACGCCAACACCACGUCCACGGUUAAGGUGGUUGAUGGCCACAAGGUCGAGGUGAACGAAACGGUCUAUGGCGACGAAAACAACGUUUUCAAGGUGCGCGUGGUGAACGUGCGUCCUCUGGCCAGUGGUGAGGAGGUGGCAGAGGGUGUGAGCAGCAGCCAGGGAGGUGUUGGUGGCCAGCAGGCCCCUCAGUUGCCCAACUAUGGACCCAGCACUUCGGCCCCCAGAAAGCGCGGCGAGUUCGACGAGUCCGAGGAGGAUGAUCGCCGUGAGCCGCUGGAGAAACAGCCGGCCGAUAACGAGGUGCGCGACAUCGACAGCGCUCAGGUAUAAAGACAUCACUAAAUUGUGAAAAUGACAAUUUGAUAAACAUUAUACUUGUACAACUAAAAUUCUAACCAGGCGCAAAGUUAACUUUUUGAUUUAGAAAAGAAACUAUUAACUCACAUGCAAAUGCCUAAAAACUUACAGAUAUGGCGAAUAACUAUAACUUUGUUUAUGCGCAGCACUAACCGACCCUAUAUAUAAUGUACUUGUACUAUAUAUUUACCUAUAAACAAACCCUAUAUGCGAAAUGAAAAACUGUAAACUUGUAAUAUACGCAACUUUCUAAUUUUUCUAAAUAAAGUUUUGCAAACCAAA
Messenger RNA from Scaptodrosophila lebanonensis, 1226 nucleotides. RefSeq lists its product as uncharacterized. NCBI's taxonomy places the organism in Eukaryota, Metazoa, Arthropoda, Insecta, Diptera, Drosophilidae. Bases 195 to 917 code for a protein of 240 amino acids. The record is from RefSeq and is a predicted model, not a curated record. The transcript is spliced from 4 exons.